AUGGGCAAACGAAAGCGGACAGAUGCCCCUACUAAUGGGGCCAAAACCAAGGAACUGACUAUUCUUAAGAAACCUAAAACCACCGAGUCGUUACCAGCAGAAAAAGAGAGUUCUUCCCCAUUAACGAUCCAAGUCGUUACGGGAUCUUAUGAUCGAAUUCUUCACGGAUUGACGGCUACUAUCUCGAGCGAUGACCAAGUCGAGUUUGCUGAUACCUUUCUCUUCAAUGCGCACAGCUCCGCGAUACGAUGUAUAGCACUCUCGCCCCCUUCGGCACCAGAAUCGGGCAAGCUGCAGAAGGUCAUGCUGGCCUCGGGUAGCAGCGACGAGCGUAUCAACGUCUAUAACAUCUCGGCGCACCCACCUAGUCGGAAAGAUCAGAACGCCUUAUCCUCCGUCAUGCCUCGAAAGACAUUAGAAAACCCUAAGAAUCGGGAGAUAGGAACACUAUUACACCAUUCAUCUACCAUCACCCAAUUAUCUUUUCCUACGAAAUCCAAGCUCAUCUCCGCCUCCGAAGACUCUACCAUAGCUGUUACAAGGACGAGGGAUUGGUCUUUACUGUCAACUAUCAAAGUCCCCGUACCGAAGCCUCUGGGUCGACCGAGCGGCGAUACGGCGGCGCUAGGUGCGACACCAGCCGGUGUUAAUGAUUUCGCCGUACACCCAAGCAUGAAACUUAUGAUCAGCGUGAGCAGGGGCGAGAGAUCUAUGCGAUUGUGGAAUUUAAUGACAGCCAAGAAAGCCGGCGUACUUAAUUUUAACCGAGAUAUACUACAAGAAGUAGGGGAAGGGAAGCAUUCGCUAGGGGAGGGCAGGAAGGUAGUUUGGGGUAGCACCGAGGACGGCGACGAAUUCUGUGUAGGGUUCGACAGGGACGCACUAGUUCUGGGCAUGGACAGCACACCAAAAUGCAGGGUUAUGCCGGACCCGAGGAAGAAGAUACACGAGCUCUGCUACGUUACGAUAGACGGCGCGAGCGAUUCGUCGCUGCUUGCUGUGUCGACUGAGGACGGGAAAAUCAUGUUCUUCUCUACGAAGAGCCAAGAUCUUAUACCGGGUAAAUCGUCUACGGAAGGAAAGGGAAAGACGGCGUUGCCAGUAGCCAAGUUGAUUGCGGAACUUGGUGGGAAGGAAGCCGGGGUUUCGGGACGUAUUAAAGACUUCAGCAUAGUAAAAGCCCCCGGGAAAGACGGAGCAGGCAAUUUGUUCAUAGCUGCGGGUAGUAGCGACGGAAAGCUUCGAGUCUUCAAGCUCGCCGUCGCGGAGCUUAAGGAGGUUAAGGCAACGAAGACGGUGGGCAAACUGCUCGGCACCUACGAGACUCAGAACAGGAUAACGUGCGUGGAGGCAUUUGCGAUGAUACCCCGGCCGGAGAACAUAGAGGAUAGCGAGGACGAGACGGAGGAUACGUCGGGGGAAGAUGAGAAUGAAGAUGAAAAAGACGAUGAAGAUGAUGACGAGGAUUAA
Molecule: messenger RNA, 1470 nt
Organism: Daldinia childiae
Lineage: Eukaryota; Fungi; Ascomycota; Sordariomycetes; Xylariales; Hypoxylaceae
Product: Protein MAK11
Exons: 1
Coding region: 1-1470 (489 amino acids)
Molecular function (GO): protein binding
Source: RefSeq, a predicted model, not a curated record